Molecule: messenger RNA, 804 nt
Organism: Scaptodrosophila lebanonensis
Lineage: Eukaryota; Metazoa; Arthropoda; Insecta; Diptera; Drosophilidae
Exons: 1
Coding region: 1-591 (196 amino acids)
Source: RefSeq, a predicted model, not a curated record
AUGCGUGCCGUACUUUUUAUGUUCUACACGAUUGAAACCGUUCUGAAUAUAUUCAUAAUGGCAUAUCAUAUACCUGGAUUCCUGGCAAUACCGGGCAACCACGCUAUUACAUACGAUCCGCUUACCUACAGUGUUGUCUUCUACGUGGGUACCGUUCUAACCCUAUUCGCCAGUAUCAAUAUUUGCACGGGACAUACGCCUCAUAUGUGGGUGGAGAUCAUUCGCACUGGAUUGGCUGCAUUCGCCUUUAUAGUGGUCUCGCUUACAACCAUGAAGGAUGCGGAACAGGAUCUUAAUACGUUCUAUGUUAAGCUCUCCGAAGAUACACCGGUGCACCAAUUCUUUCACUAUAUGCGUGGCCAGUCGAUUGCUUCCCUCUGCUGUGGAGUGAUGUUUUUGUUGCACUGCACCAUUGUGACUGAUGUGCUGCUUUCGCAGGACUCGAACGAGUUCGUGGACGACGAGGAUGAUGAUGAGGAUGAUCUGGAGGAGUUAGUGAAGCUAUAUGCUGGUGGUGCCUAUAUGCAUAGGCACUUGGAGAAAUAUGAUUGGUUUAGAGCCCUAACCGAUAAACGACGUUUCUCGCUAUAAGUCAUCCAAAAUCAGAAAACAUUACUUUACCGAAAAAAAAAAGAGUUUCGCGACACCCACACAAACUGCGAUUUGUACACGUAUUUGUCUUGGCCAACCUGUUUCACUUGUUGGCUUGUUGGCCUCUUGGCGCCUGGUGGAACUUGGUAGUUGGCUGAACGACCCACGCACAACACACAAUAACAACAUUUGAAAACCACAAACAAUCAUUAA